UUGGGCAAACACGGUACUUUUAAUAUACCGGCUACGUGAGAUAUAUUGUACAGCGAUACGCCGAGAAGAGAGGGAAAAAUAGCCCGACAGCCCGACUGGCUGUGGGCGGAGGGAGACGCAGUGAGUAGAGAAGCCGUGUCACCCAGUAACUGCAGCGGAGGAAACGCAGCUUCUCCCUCAUUGGUCCGUUUAUUGGAGCCGCUUCACUCAGCGCGAUUCCUAAAGCGCCGGCGCCGCUGCUGCUCAGUACGUGUGAGUCGGGAGAGACUCUGUCAGAAGCUGAAGGGUCGGUCUGUGGUCCCCAGUUCGCGAUGAGCUUCUUUGUGUUUGUCGCUCUGCUCUUCGGGGCUCUUUGCGUCUGUUCGCGCGUUCAGGGUCAUGUAGAUACAUAUGUUAUUGCCUGUCAGACCGGUGACACUGACCCUGAGGAUGACAAAGAGUUCGACGGAGAUGAGAUUGUGUACGUAGAUCUCAAAAAGAAAGAGUGGGUGGGCACAAUGCCUGACUUUCUUCAGCAGUUAGAUGGUCAGAACUUGGUUCAGCAGGCACUGGUAGAGCAACGGAUUUGUAAGAGCAACCUGGAUGUGGCUGUUAAAGCUGAAAAGAACCCACCUGAAAAGAUCGAUCGUCCUCAAGUCACAGUCUAUCCCAGAGAUGAAGUUUCAUUGGGAGGAAGAAACAAGUUGAUCUGCUUUGUGAACAACUUCUUCCCACCACCUGUGAAAGUGAAGUGGACUAAGAAUGAUGUGGAGGUGACAGAGGGGGUCACUCUGAGUCGCUACUACCCCAACAAGGAUUUCACCUUCAGACAGUACUCUACUGUACCCAUCAUCCCACAGGAGGGGGAUGUUUACUCCUGCACCGUGGAGCACAAGGGAUUUCCUGAACCUGAAACCAGGUUCUGGGAUGUGGAAAUUCAGGACACAUCAGACAUCGGAAAGACAGUUUUUUGUGGAGUAGGACUAACCCUUGGUUUCUUGGGAGUGGGAGUUGGAACCUUCUUUCUCAUAAAGGGGAACAACUGCAAUUAAAAAAGUUUUCCAUGAAGAUUGCAGAGCAAGAACUGAAAUGGGGAGGCUGUAACAAUUCCUUUCGGCCGUCAUUUAUUUUCAUUUUAACGAUAUGUACAUUGUAAGAAUUUACUUUUCAUGACAGCUAUGAGGAUAGCAUCAGUAACAAGUAAUCUGAAAACCAAACCUGAAAGAUUGUGUUAAAAAUAUAAAGCUCUGAACAAAUGCAUGUGUGAACUUGAACAUAUUCAUAAUAAUGUGAUGAUUUAGCUUUAAUUUUUUUUAGUUUUUUUUUUAGUUUUUUUCCUCCACUCUAAGUGGUUGUGAAGCUGUUUCUUAAUUUUGUUUGAGCUGUACUGGUAGCCAUCCCAUGUUCAGUAAUACAUUUAUCAUCAUCACAUCUUCAUGGCAAGUUUUAGUUUGCCACUUAUAUGCAUAACAUGUAUAAAUCAAGCAACUCAAUUUUUUGCUAAUUUUUCUGAACAUCCACAGAGAAAGAACAUUCACAGGUGUACAGUUGCUUCCCAACUUAAGUUUGUCACUUU
Messenger RNA from Scleropages formosus (Asian bonytongue), 1555 nucleotides. RefSeq names its product H-2 class II histocompatibility antigen, A-U alpha chain-like. Gene Ontology annotation, biological process: immune response; antigen processing and presentation. The transcript has 5 exons. The record is from RefSeq and is a predicted model, not a curated record. Lineage: Eukaryota; Metazoa; Chordata; Actinopteri; Osteoglossiformes; Osteoglossidae. Bases 312 to 1031 code for a protein of 239 amino acids. Gene Ontology annotation, cellular component: MHC class II protein complex; membrane.